Messenger RNA from Engraulis encrasicolus (European anchovy), 5611 nucleotides. RefSeq names its product mucin-19-like. The record is from RefSeq and is a predicted model, not a curated record. The transcript has 15 exons. Bases 189 to 5588 code for a protein of 1799 amino acids. NCBI's taxonomy places the organism in Eukaryota, Metazoa, Chordata, Actinopteri, Clupeiformes, Engraulidae.
GGCACGAGAUGAGAUGUGUGUCUUUUCCCCCCUUCAGUAGCGUUCGGUAAAUUGUUUGAGGUGGAGUUGAGUUGCUAAAAAAGCAAAGCCUCUCCUGCCUUUCUCGCCGUUUGUCCCUUUCGCAUAUGAACUGGUGAGCUGCAAAACACCGGGGCAUAUCUAAUCAAAGGGGCCUCCAAUCUGAGGUCAUGAAGCCUGACGAGGUCACCCCGGCUACUGAGGAGCCAAUGGAAGAGCAGGAGGCGGAGACUAUGCCUCAGGGGGAGGCGGCCACCACAGACCAGGAAGUAAUUGAUCGACCCAAAGAGGCGGAGCCUACCACAAACAAGGAAGAGGCUGUAGCACAGGGGGAUGGGCCUAGCACAAACCAGGAAGUGACUGAGGACCGAGGGGAGGAGCCUAAUGCAAACCAGGAAGUCACUGGUGCACAGGGGGAUGGGCCCAACACAAAUCAGGAAGUGACUGGUGCACAAGGGGAGGGGCAAGAUGCGAAUGCUGCGGAAGCCAAAGAAACAGAGCAGGCUAAAGUUUCGGAGAAGAAAGGGGGCGUUGCCAUGGUGUUUGUGGCCCCCACACAGCGGGCCAAUCAGGCGGCUCCUAGAGGAGGGGUAGGGGCCACGGGACGCCAGCCGGCAGGAGCGACGAGGCCGGGCGGGCCGAGGAGAGCUCCCACGACAAGCAGCGGGGCGCGGGGAGGAGCAUCAGCCUCCAGCACAACACGCAGGCCAGCGGCCACAGCUCCAAGACCGAAUGAUCCAGCUGCUAACACCACAGUCAGGCCACCAAGGCGCCCGGGUGCUGUGAACUUAUCUGCGGCUUCCUCCCGGCCGGCCUCCUCCAGGCCUACAGCAACAUCUAGUGGUGGGAGUAGCGCCACUGCAUCCUCAUCCAGGACUACAGCAGCCAGUGGCACUAGUGCAGCCACUACAUCCAGACCUGCAGCCCAGUCUAGUGCUGCUACUACUGCAUCCAGACCUGGAGCUCCCCCUCCUGGUGGCCGCAGUGCUACUACAGCAGCAUCCAGAACAACAGCGGCCUCUAGUGGAGGGACCGGAUCAGCACAGCCACCCACAGGACCUGCACGCAGAACAGAUGGCGCUAGAGCCAACCCUGCAACCAGGAGAGCUCCACCUGCUGCUGCCACCUCCACCUCUACAACGAGAGCCCGCCCUGCUCCUUCCACCACAACCACUUCCACAACACGAGGCCCUAGCACUACUUCCUCCACCUCCAGGGGUGCUAGUACCACUUCGUCUUCCACAGCGCGAGCUCCCUCCACUUCCAAUGUCUCUGCAGCAAGAGGAGCCUCUUCCACUUCCACUACCUCCACAACCAGAGGAGGCCCCACCUCCUCCACCUCCACAGCAAGAGGGGCUCCUCUCGGCACUACCACUUCCAGAGGAGCUCCGGCCACCUCGUCUUCCGCCACGACCAGAGCAGCAAGAGGCCCCGUCUCUUCCUCGUCUUCCACAGUCAGAGCUCCGCCCCCCAGAGCCACUCAAGGAGGCCAAGGCAGCGCUCCCAUUCCCACUAGGCCUGGUGCCACACGCACCAAUAGCACGCGAGCUGCAGCCACUAGCUCCUCCUCCUCCUGUGGCGCUGUUGCUUCUUCCAGAGCCCCGCCCACAGGAAGUUCCUCUGCACCAAGCAGCAGCAGAGGAAGUGCUUGUGGCAGUGACCGCCCUGCCGCCUCCGUCAAGAGCCAGACUGGGCGUGUCUUGUCGUCCCUGGCAACAACCAAGGGGGUCCCGGCGAGGCCGUACUCCUCCCCCAAGCACAAAGCAGGCCGCCCCACGCAGCCAGUGCCGCCAUUGGCUGCCAACGGGAAGCCGGCCAAGAAACCAGCCAAUGGUAGCAGGCCAGCUGAGGAGCCGACCACUUCCUCCUCUGCCGCCGCCGCCUCUGUUGUCACGGAAACGGCUGCUGCCGAGGCUGAGGUCAACUGCUGUGCUGCCUCUGUCGGAACACAGGAAGCUCAGGUAACCACGGUGACGGGAGAAGCCAUCAGAGGAGCGUCGGACCCGGAGGCCGUUGGAGGAGAAGGUUUGGAGGCGGCUGCAGAGAAACCGGCAGCCCCAGGGGGCGAUGGCGAGACAUCAGAGGGACCAGCAGCCGCGGCUGACACCAGUGAAGUAGUGGAGCAGGAAGCAGAAAGCGCUACUGCAGAGCCGCCCAUAGAGGGCGCUGACGCAGCAGGAGCAGCAUCUACUGGCUCCCCUCCAGAUCAUUACCUGGAGACAGCUGACGCUGACGUGGUGCAUGAGCCCUGUGAACAAGUGGAACCCCCUUCCAUAUCCAACCAGGCAGCCAAUGAGGAGGCAGAAGAGCGUAACCAUGGCAGCCAGGCGGCCAAUGAGAAGGAGCAGGAGGAGUCUCUGGUGUCGGAGAUGAGCGCUGAUGGAACGCAUCCCACGGAGGACGCGGGGUUAAUCGAGGCUGCGAAUGAGGAGUCUCGCACGGAGGACGGGGAGGGGUCUCGUCCUGGCUCCUCCCUCUGGAAGUCGUCUGCUGCCGCAUUGGACUCCGAAGACGCCAGCUGCAGUCAGCAGGGGGUGCUGGAGGGUACGGAGAGUACAGAUGAGCUGGGUCCUGAUGCCAGCCUGAAGGGACCCGACGAUGAAGAUGAUGAUGUUCCGUCGCACUCGGCCGGCUCUGAGAGGCUCCCGGACAUCCGCAAUGACGAAGAGGAGGACGAGGAAGAGGAGGAUGAGGAGGACAAUGAUAAUGACCGCGUGUGUGACAUGGAUGUCGGCUCGGAGCGGACGGAGGCACCUCUACGUCACCCCGCCGAUAGCGAUGAUGAAGAUGAGGAGGAGGAGGAUGAGGAUGUGGAGAUGGCUAGUGAGGCGGUUACUGAGAGCGGACUGGAGAGCUAUGGCAACGCGGAACACGACGACCAGCCGGAACUCCCCGAAGACGACGACGAUAUCAUCAUCGAUGAUAAUCACCUAGACAACCUGCAGCACCUCCACGCCCCCAACAAUCUCUUCGGCCAAUCGCAGUGGGGCCAGCCGCCUCACUUCCUGCAGCAGCCACGUCCCCUCCCAUCGGAGCCGCAGAGCCCCGACUCGGAGCCGCUGGAGACGGACACGCCCACUCAGGAGCCUGACGCGGACGCCGCCACCCCCAUGACCUCUGGAGUGACCCCUAUAGUGACCCCCAUGGUGACCUCUGGCCUCCCCACCUCAGCUGCACCCGCCCAGGACCUCCAGGCUGAGGCCCCCUCCAUGUCUACCCUGGUGCCCAGUGAGGAGGCUCCUUCUCUGGGUACGCAGCCUGCGGAGACCAGUCUCCCCUCCCCGGAUCGCGGCAUGGAGGAGGUUUGCCCCCUGACCCCGUCUGCCCUGCCCGACAUCGUCCUGGCAACCACUGGCUCUGUUGCCACGCCGACGGCAACAGCUGCACCGGCCGCCAUUGGCUCCCCGGUCUCCUCAGCCACCGAGGACGAGGCCAGUGACACAGAAGGAGAGAUGCUACUGGAGGAACCAAAACAGAAAGUCCUGGGUACCCUGGAGGAGGAAGAGGAGGAGGGGAGUUGUAUCCCAGCACCUCGUGCCCCACCGGUCCCAGAGACGGAGACGCCACCCACCAAUGGCCAAGGGCCCCCUCUGGCCUCCGAAGCCCAGCCACAGGGCCCCUGUCCUGAGGAAGAGGCCAAGGACACCCCCUUCCCACCUCCAGGCCUGGAGCAACAAGGAUACAUGCACUGCGGCAACCAAUCACCACCCACGCAGCCUGAGGAGGAGGAGGAGCCAGGAAAGCAGGGAGCCAAUUACAAGGAACCAGGAAGUGAAACAGCUAAUCGGCAAGAGUCAAAUAGCGAGGCGCCACCCAAUCAGGAGCCGACAGGAAGUGGGGAGUCCAAUCAGCUGGGGGAUCUGCAGGGCUUCCUGCAACUAUGCCCCGCCCCGGUGUUCGAUAGGCCACAGCCCUCCAAGGCGGAGUCGGAUGUCCCGCCGCAGCCGUACUUUGCCACCUUCGGAGAGGCAGGGGACGACUCGCCAGCAGGGUGGGAUGUCGUCAUGGCGAUGCCUAGGCCCCGCCUCCGUGCCUCCAGGACCAAUCAGGCAUCAGCCUCCUCCUCCUCAUCAUCAUCCAAUCAGCAUCAGCCUCAGCUCCCGCAUGGCCCCUCCCCCUCUGCUGCUGGUUUGCCGCGGCUACCGACGGGUGAUUUGCCGCCGCGUCUGGGAGGGGGCGUGGCCAACGUGCAGCUGAGACGGCUGCAGGAGCACCAGCGCCACCUGGAGGAGAUGGAGAGACUGCGGAGAGACAGACAGGAGAGGGUGAGGCAGGACGACCGGCAGGAGCCCCACAGUGAGGAGAAGAGAGAGGAGGAGAGGAGUGAGGAGCAGCAGAUCCAGAGGACAGACCUACAGGAUGAAGACCAGACGAGGAGAGACCUACGGGGUGAAGAAGAAGAAGAGGAGGAGCAGAAGAGAGACCAGUUGACCCUCCAGCUGCAGCAGCAACAGCAGGAGCUGCAGCACUGGCAACAAGAACACGUCCAUCUCCAGGAGGAGCAUCAUCUUCAUUCCCAUGGAGACCAGGUCUCCCAGCAUCAGGACCAGGCGCUUCAGCAGCAUCAGCACUCCAAUGGAAUCCACCAGCAUCAUCCUCAUCUCCAUGGAGACCAGAUGUCCCAGCAACAGGACCAGUCGCUUCAGCAGCACCACCGGUCCAACGGAGGCUCAUCCCAGCAGCAGCUCCAUCUCCAUGGAGACCAGCUCCCUCAGCAUCAGGACCACUGUAUCCAGCAGGCCAAUGGAGGCUCCUCUAAGCAUCUGGAGUUGCCGCUGGAGCAUAAGCAGCAGAUCCGCCAGUGGCAGCUGGAGCUGGAGGACCACACGCAGAGCCAGCAGCAGGCCCCACUUCCAGCCCUCAUCUCCCCCUCCGCAACCCCCUCCUGCCUGGGUACCAUCUACGAGGCCCUGGAGGCCGAAAUGGAGGAGCAGGAGGAGGAGGAGGGAGAAGGAGCAGAGGAGAGAGGAGGAGGGAGACCAGAAGAGAGAGCUGAGGACAGCAGCGUGAAUGGAGUUGGUGGUGGUCAUGAUGAUCAGAGUCACGGAGACUACACUACUACCCAGAAUUCUCUGCUUUCAGACAUGGCAAAUAGCCCCACCCCCACCCCCAGCUCCAGCUCUCCAGAGCAGGACAGCGAUGGCUCCUGUGGCCUGCAACAGCGACAGCACCACCACCUGCUGGGCCCGAAUGGUACUGCGCGACCCCCACCAAACGGCCACCACCACCACAGGGCCGGACAGGAAAUGAAUCAACCGGGACAGGAAGAGGAAAUGAUGUCACCGGACCUGGAGUGGGGCAGCAAAGCGGGACUUGUACAGCAGCUGAUCAGCCAGACGCUGCUAUUGGUCAAGGCCGGUGACGUGGGGGCGGGACUUGGGCAAGGGGGCGGCGGCACGCUGAGCCCUCUGGAGAGCAGCCAUUGGCCACAGCUGCUGCUGUCGCCGCUUAGCAACCCCAGCACCACGGCAACGGUUACCGCGGUGAGCAGCUACGCACCACAGGCAACACACGGAAACGCGCAGCCACAAGGGGAGUGGACGGUAGUGGAGGUGGAGACACACCACUGACACACACGCACGCGCGCAAACAC